This is a messenger RNA of Protopterus annectens (West African lungfish), 1552 nucleotides long. Its product is annotated as neurofilament medium polypeptide-like. The record is from RefSeq and is a predicted model, not a curated record. Bases 15 to 1265 code for a protein of 416 amino acids. The transcript has 7 exons. NCBI's taxonomy places the organism in Eukaryota, Metazoa, Chordata, Ceratodontiformes, Protopteridae.
GAUUGAUUAUUCUUAUGAUAAUGGCACUGGUAAUGGUAUUAUUCAGUUACGCUCAUUGCUUAUGUGAAAGAUGCCAGGUGCAAAUCAAUCAUGACUUUAAAGCAGACUACAAGAAGCUUUACUUGGAAAAGUGCCAAGAAAAAGUGAAUUCUCUAUUUUCCAGACAUGCCGAUGAGGAAGUAAACAGAAAUAUUUCAUAUAUCAAUGAAGCAGAGUUCUGGAACCAAACAUGGGAUGAAAUAAGCAUUUGGUUGGAAGACUUCUAUAAUUCAUAUAACAUAAGUCCUAUAAAUCAGAAUAUAAUACAGGCAUUUGCAGAGGUUCCAGUUGAUGACUUGGAGGAGGUCAUAAAUCGGAGAAGGGAAACUGCCUCCCGCAGAGUUGCUUUUUAUGAAGAAAUCAUACCCGAUAGAGGCCAUCAGCAAGAAAGUUUAGUUCAGAGCCAGUCUAAGAGGAGUCAGGGUUAUAUAAAUGAAACAAAGAAGCAGUACAGUGAGCCGACACAAAAAAAGGGAACACGCAAAUCUCCUAAAGAUGUACCUCAGUCUUGGGAGGAAGAAAAGCCCACGGAAUGGCAUAGAGUGGUUCGCAUGGAGGAGUUGGAGAACAGAAAUCAGAGGAUGGAAACUGCUUCCCAGACAGAGGCUUUUUGUGAAGAAGUCAUAGCUGAUAGAGGCCAUCAGCAGGAAAGGUCACUUCAGAACCAGUCUAAGAGGAGUCAGGGUCAUGUAAAUGAAGCAAAGAAGCAAGACAGAGAGCCGGCACAAAAAAGGGGAACAUGCAAGUUUCCUGAAGAUGUACCUCAGUCUAAAGAGGAAGAAAAGCCCGUAGCAGGGCAUAUGGAGGUUCCAUUUGAUGACUUGGAGGAAAAAAUAAAUCGGAGAAGGGAAACUGCCUCCCGCAGAGUUGCUUAUUAUGAAGAAAUCAUACCUGAUAGAGGCCAUCAGCAGAAAAGGUCAGUUCAGAGCCAGUCUAAGAGGAGUCAGGGUUAUAUAAAUGAAGCAAAGAAGCAAUACAGAGAGCUGGCACAAAAAAAGGGAACAUGCGAAUCUCCUAAAGAUGUACCUCAGUCUUGGGAGGAAGAAAAGCCCACAGAAUGGCAUAGAGAGGUUUCUGUGCAGGAGUUGGAGAGCAGAAAUCAGAGGAUGAAAACUGCCUUCCAGACAGAGGCUUUUUCUGAAGCUGAGACAGACCAAGGUAAUGAUAGUUGUUCUGACACAGAAGAUGAUGGUGAUGAACUACCACUUGUGCCUAAGAAGUCCUGAUGAAUUAGUGGAUGAAAGCACUUAACAACUGUUUGGAUUACUUCUGGCUUUGGACUAGUUUCAUUCUGAAGUGGACUUAAUACAAUACUUGGAGUAUCAACGACUUUGGACUUAUUUUGUCAUAGUACACACAAUUUGACCACCCUCAAGUGGAUUAUGGAGUUCAACUUUUUCCUACACGGACAGUUCUUUGGUUUAACUAUACCAUAUUUUUGGACUUCAAGAUGAAUUUUUCAGUUAGUAUUUGGGGUUUUCAGGGUUUUUCUCAGUAAUGAAUAAAAUGCACU